UCCUCCUGUGGCAGCGCUGAGGGGGCCAGCAGGGGUAACCACAGGCGCAGUCGUGCUGAACAGAGCUGGCUGGCUUUUGGUUUCUGUCAGGCUGAAGGGAGACGUGGCCCAUGAGUGUAGCAACCGACCCUGCCGUUUAUAUCUGACUUCUGCAAAAGCAAACGGCAUUUCUGCCCCUCUCCCCAGCAAGAGGGCUGCAGCGAUCAACCAGGGUUACUUAAUAUGGGCAAACCCUGGGGGCAGCUUCAGCCCCAGGUGCCUGCACCAAGCCUUGUUCUUGCAUCCUGCAGCACCUGUGCAACCUGCAAUGAUGACCCUGCAGCAGGAGACAGGACAAGGGUGGAGGUGUCAAACUGCCUUUUCUACUGGGAGGGGGGUGGAAUAGGGAGCAGGCACAGAAACCCACCCCCAGCUGUUUGUACUUCUCCCUGGGCUGGGAAUUUCUGGGUCCUUCAAGUCACAGAGGGGAGAUUUCAGGGUGAAACACAGCCUCUGCUUAGGUCAGGUUGUUGGACUCCAGGGUCCUGGCCACAGCAACUGAGGAUAAGAAAAGCCCCUCAGGCUUUUCCCAAGGGAACAAGAAGUUGGUGGGGAGGGCUUGUACAUGAAAUGGCAGGGGACUUUCUUGCCUUUAAAGCUCUGUUUGUAAGUCUAUGAGUUCCAUGUGAGUGCUACCAGAGGUCACAGCUAUAUUAUAUUUGGGCCAGGUACACCCCUAAAUAGGGCCUAAAUUCCCUUGACUCAGUUGUUUUUGAGGGAUAGGAGAUUAACAUCCCUGUCCCUUUCCAUCACAAGAGUCCAGAGCUUCUGGUGCGUGUUUAUGGUGUCAGCCACACAGCACCCUCACCUGGCCCCCAAGGCAAUUGGGAGGCAUUUUGUACGGAAGAGACUGAGGCAGGGAUGGAGCAUGGACCAAGGAAACCUCCUACCCUGGUGCUGGAAGCAGCAGCUUGCUGUGCGAGGGGAGGAGGCAGGUGGCCUUGGGUAUUUUGCCUUCCCCUCGUGCUGGCUUCCUUCCCUACCAUGGCUACUGGUGAAGAGAUCCCCCCUGCCCUGCAGGACUCGUGGGGGGACUUCUGGCUCUUCCGUUUCUUUGUUAAUGCUGCUGGCUAUGCGAGUAUUGUGGUGCCGGGAUACCUUCUCAUCCAGUACUUCAAGAGAAGGAAUUACCUGGAGACAGGCCGAGGCAUUUGCUUCCCUGUCAUCAAAUCGUGCGUGUUCGGCUCUGAGGUGAAGUCUGUACACCAGGAAGAUGGCUCCCUGCCACCCCGAGCAGAGCCCACAGAGUCCUCUACAGCCCGACAGGUCUUCAAGCUGCUCUUCUGCGCUGCUGGCCUACAGGUCUCCUACCUCACAUGGGGUGUCCUCCAGGAGCGUGUGAUGACAAGAACGUAUGGUGCCACCGAAACAGACCCUGGUGAGAAGUUCAAGGACUCCCAGUUCCUAGUGUUCAUGAACCGCAUCCUGGCCUUCACAGUGGCUGGUCUGUACUGCGCCCUGACCAAGCAGCCGCGCCAUGGGGCUCCUAUGUACAAAUACUCUUUUGCCUCCCUCUCCAACAUCCUUAGCAGCUGGUGCCAGUAUGAAGCACUCAAAUACAUCAGCUUCCCCACCCAAGUGCUGGCCAAGGCCUCCAAAGUGAUCCCAGUGAUGAUGAUGGGAAAACUGGUGUCGCGCAAGAGUUACGAGUACUGGGAGUACCUGACUGCUGCCCUCAUCUCCGUGGGGGUCAGCAUGUUCCUGCUCUCCAGUGCUCCCAACAGGCACGUGUCCACUGUCACCACUUUCUCAGGCGUAGUCCUCCUGGCUGGCUACAUAAUCUUCGACAGCUUCACCUCCAACUGGCAGGAUGCCCUCUUCACCUACAAGAUGUCUCCCGUGCAAAUGAUGUUUGGCGUCAAUGUCUUCUCCUGCCUUUUCACGGUGGGCUCACUCUUGGAGCAGGGUGCCUUGCUGGAGUCAUUACGCUUCAUGGCCCGCCACUCAGAGUUCACAGCCCACGCUGUGCUGCUCUCGGUGUGCUCCGCCUGCGGCCAGCUCUUCAUCUUCUAUACCAUCAACCAGUUUGGGGCAGCUGUCUUCACCAUCAUCAUGACACUUCGCCAGGCCUUUGCCAUCCUCCUCUCCUGCCUCAUCUAUGGGCACACUGUCACUGUUGUGGGUGGGCUGGGCGUAGCUGUUGUCUUCAUGGCCCUCUUCCUCCGCGUCUACGCCCGCAGCCGCAUGAAGAAGCGCAGUAAGAAGCUCCCACCAGGCGAGACCCCUGUACAAAAGGUCUAAGGAGCUAGGGCCGUGGCAUUUAAGCCGUGCCUGCUGCCCUGCCUCCACUUGGGGGCAUUUGCUUGAUUUCUCAGAACCUGCUGAGGAGCAGGUGGUGUAUGGAUAGGCUGGACCAGUGACUCACUUUUCCACCUGCUUUUCCUGGGAAAGGGGCUGGAACAAGCCCAGGGAAUGCUCUGGGCUGCCACAGCUCCAAACCUUUCCGUUUGCCUUAAUGGGUCAAAGACUUCCACCCAAGGCACGGGCCUGGGGGCUCGCAUACUAGAGGGAAACCAGCAUGGGGCUGCUGGUACUCCUGCCCCACCUCUGUUUCAGGGCUUCUCUCCGAAGUCAUUGAUGAACAAGGGAACUUUUUUCUUUUUCCCUGGCACCAUCUUGCCUCCGGCAAAUGCUCCUCCAUUUCUGUCACUGCUACAGAGCUCAACAGGAGGAAAGGGCAAGCAAAACACUAGCUUUCUUUUUGAAACACUUCCAUGUGAGGCAAGUCCUAAGCUGACCCUGUCCCAAGGUGGGGGAGCUUCUCAGCCCUCCCUCCCAGGAAGUGCUCCAGGUAAGGCAGGCACAACUAAGGGAAGAGUUCCCAGCCUGUCCUACCCCAGGCCUGGGAUCUGCUCUGGGAGGGCACUCUGCAGUGAAAGCCAGUACCUCCCCAUUUGGUUUUAUCAGUUCCUUGUCCCUGCUCUGAGAUACUUUUUUUUUUGCUCUCCUCGGCCCAGGCUGAUUUUUUUAAUGCAGAGACUGAGGCUGGCCGGUACAGUUCCCAAGGCUUGCUGAGUUUUAGGUUGCUUUUUGGUUACAUCUGCUGUUGUCACAGGCCAAAGGCUGCGCUGCCCAGAAGCCCCAGCAUCGCCUUGGGGUGUCUCAGUGCCACACUUUCUGGGCUUUGUAGUUGCCAUUCAGAGAAGCACAAAUAGUCCCUCUUCUUCCUGCCAACUGGAGGCAUCAGCCCUGGCUUUCCUGGGGCCAGAGCCCCACCUGUGUCUGGAGGGCUGAGAGUUGGGGCAGAGCCUGCUUGCAGUGCCUUGAUCCUGCUCCAUGGGCAGCAGGGGAUGGAGCAAGUGGGCACCUGCUCCUCAGGUAGCAGGGGACAGAGCAGUGGAAGCUGCUCUUCCCCAGGAGCCUGGGUUUUACUGGUUAACCUUUUUCUCCUCAACACAACCUGACUGUCAAGUCAGCAGGUUUUGGUACUUUUGAAAGGCAACUUUUUUCUCUUUUUAUUUUAUUAAAUUAAAAAUAUGCUGCAUAUAGUGCC
Messenger RNA from Grus americana (Whooping crane), 3532 nucleotides. RefSeq names its product solute carrier family 35 member B2 (gene SLC35B2). Lineage: Eukaryota; Metazoa; Chordata; Aves; Gruiformes; Gruidae. Gene Ontology annotation, biological process: transmembrane transport. Gene Ontology annotation, cellular component: Golgi membrane; endoplasmic reticulum membrane. Gene Ontology annotation, molecular function: 3'-phosphoadenosine 5'-phosphosulfate transmembrane transporter activity. The coding region runs from base 901 to 2280 and encodes 459 amino acids. The record is from RefSeq and is a predicted model, not a curated record. The transcript has 4 exons.